Acromyrmex echinatior (Panamanian leafcutter ant) is the source of this 1085-nucleotide messenger RNA. RefSeq names its product ADP ribosylation factor-like 6 (gene Arl6). NCBI's taxonomy places the organism in Eukaryota, Metazoa, Arthropoda, Insecta, Hymenoptera, Formicidae. Gene Ontology annotation, molecular function: GTP binding; GTPase activity. The record is from RefSeq and is a predicted model, not a curated record.
UCUACUCUAGUCCGCAAAUAACGUAAAUGGCAGAAGAGGGUGGGGGUGAUUAUUGAUGUCCAAUAAAUGUGAGGAAACUUACAACGCCAAGAGAAAAUGGGGUUAUUCGAUCGUUUAGCGAACCUUUUAGGUCUUAGGAAAAAAGAAGUAAACGUUUUAGUAGUGGGCCUUAACAAUAGUGGUAAGUCAACGGUCAUAAAUAAUUUCAAACGCGAGGAUGACCGUUGCAUAGACAUAGUGCCCACUGUCGGGUUUAAUGUCGAAAAAUUCGCAUUUAAAAAUGUCAGUUUCACCGCGUUCGAUAUGUCGGGCCAUGAUCGUCAUAGAUCAUUGUGGGAGCAUUAUUACAAAGAUUGUCACGGGAUCAUCUUCAUAAUUGACAGCAGCGAUAAACUGCGACUGGUUGUUGUGAAAGAAGAGCUGGACAUGCUCUUGCAGCAUCCCGAUGUUGCAGGACGCAAGAUACCCAUUCUCUUUCUGGCGAACAAGAUGGACCUGCCCGAUUCUUUGACCACCGUAAAAUUAGUCGCUGGACUUGGACUCGAACGAAUACAAAAUAAACCCUGGCACAUACGGGCAACGAAUGCAUUAACUGGCGAGGGCCUGCAGCCGGCGAUCGAGUGGUUGACGGAUCAAAUUCGCGAUAUAUACAUCAACAAGAGAUAAACUACGUUAUACGAUACGAGAUGCGAUUGAUUCGAUACUUCUCGGUGAAGAGUCUGUCGUAUCAUCAAAUCGACUUAAUCGAUGUCUAUAGCAUAUUAAUGACGUCAAUUAUACCAGUGUUUUCCACAUGGCGUUUCCCCGAGAUGCAAUCCAGCAUCACGAAAACCAAAUUAUGAUAUAAAAUUAUCGUUAUGAGAAAGAAUUGUUUCGAAACAAUCCUUUUGUUCUGAAUCUGCGUAAUUAGUAUGAAAAAGCAUACGAUCAGAUGAUUCAUAAUAUUAUUUAGUCAAAUUGUAAAGGUCUCAUGACAAUUGGAAAACAUCGAUCGUUACAAGCUCAGUGCAGUUUCGUCCAGAAAAAUGUAAAAAGGCGUAUGUUUGUACAUACAUACAAUAAUAUGUAUAUGUUAAGAGUGGCUU